Molecule: messenger RNA, 3309 nt
Organism: Anguilla anguilla (European eel)
Lineage: Eukaryota; Metazoa; Chordata; Actinopteri; Anguilliformes; Anguillidae
Exons: 7
Coding region: 495-1220 (241 amino acids)
Source: RefSeq, a predicted model, not a curated record
UUUUAAAUUAUUCUAAAUGCGAGCUAGGGAAAUAGCCUGUAGCUCCUUUAAAUGCGAAUAUUUUUCCAUUUGUUUUGUCAUGUUUAGAAAGAAGUGUUAAAAGAGUGAGAGUUCAGCUGUGUCUGUGUGAGUCAGCUUCUUUUAAUUGUCAUUCUCCGCAACGCAUAAUGUAGAUUCCCCUACUGAGUGGACAGGCGUUUAGGCUACGUCGUAUCAUACAUUUUCUGGCCAGUCAUCUUAAAGUAUUUGCUUGUGUUUACUGACAGAUAUACAUGUGGUAUUACGCGCACGUCUUGGCACAACAGUAUUUCUGGAGACGGACUACAGAGUUUCUUGAAACGUAAGUUUUGCUGUAAGACCAAGAUGCACAGGAAUAUGAAACUUAACCAAGGCUCAAGUCCACCCAAAGUCAUUCGCAGUGACAAUUGUGUCCUGGGUCAAAAGGGAAGACGGCAGCCACACGCUCAAUCCCGAGUCGCCAGUACAAAACUGGAAUGACUUACAGGGGAGGAUGUGUGACCAAAAUGAGACACCCAAACAUUGCUGGUGAGAGAAGCCGUUUUCCCCUGGCUCAGUGGCUCUUAGAUGACCUGUUGCUGGACUUGGUGCGUGAGAUCACUGUGGCAACCUUCCAGAGAUACACCAGGGACUUUGUAGAUGUUUACCUGGCUGAGGUGACCAUUCGGCGCUGUGCUUCAGAAAUCAUAUCUGAGAUGGUACAGCUCCUCCUACCUGGACUGGUGGAGGAGGUACAGAGGGAGAAGGCAGUGGAUGAAGUCAUAGAAGCUGAGUUGCUCCCAGAAGUCCUUGUUGAAGAAGCCAGUGCUGUGGUCCUGUCAGAGCUGGCCAGGUGUCAGUCACAGGUGACGAUUCAGCAGUUCUCCCAGGUCAGGCAGUACGCCAGCAGCUGGUUAAUGGAUUUCUUCCUGAUGGAUUGCCUUCUGGAGCUGGGGCCCAGCAAAGCACAGUGUUUUACAGAGAAGGAGCAGUCUGGGAGGCUGCUGGAGAGCUGGAUGCUGGAUGUCCUGUUCCAUCAGCUUUUCAGUGUCCUACAGCACAGGGACAUUACAAUGGAAAACAUACCACUAAGAAACUACCACAGACAAGUUUUUACGGACAUUGCUUUGGAUGUGAUGCUUUCGGAGUUUUGCCAGUCUCUGAAUGAGGACAUGGAGCAUUUGCUGGAGUUUGAGCAACUAAUGGAGAAGGAUGCUGAAUAAAUGCUUUUGCAGUAUUCUACAUAAUACCUCCGUUAAAACAUGUAUUUGAAAUACUCAAACCCUUUAUAUGCUGAUAAAAUUGAAAGCCACUCAGAAUUUUCCAUGAAAAUUUUCAAGGAAACUUGGUUACACUCAAAAACACAUUCUUGAUAUGCAAGAAAAAUUUUGCUCUGAAUAAUGUGGGAAAUAAAAUUCCUUGAAAAAGGACCCGGUAUAGGACAACCAAAGAACACCCCCAAUGACCAGCAUAUGCACAUGACAUUGGAAAAUUUCAGAAAACUACAAGAUAGGACAGUUAGUGAAGGGAUGUUGCUCAAUUGAUUGUUGAGUGCCUUGCUUUGCUCUUGAAUUAUGUUCUUACUAUUGCUGAAAAUGCAAGCGUCUUUUAAACUUGUGCAACUUUACUGAGGUAUAUUUCAAAUAAAAUAUUUGUUCCAGUUCUGCCUUGAUGUGAGAGGGAGAAUUCUCCCAGAGUUAUCUGUGAUUCUGCUUUGUUUCUUUAGUUGUGUCCUCUCCCCAGCAGUGUAUCUGUUUGUCUCUUCUUCUUCUUCUUCUUCUUCUAAGAUGUCUGUCCCCUCAUGUACCAAGAUAACCCAGGACAAGGACAAUUGAGGCUAUUUGGCCACAGAUAGAACCAUAGGAACCCAAAAGGGCUCUGCUGUUACAAACUACCCUUCAGGGCUGCAGUUUCUGCAGGUAUUUGUGGUCUCAUUUUGAUUAGCAGCCAAAUAAGGCCUCGAGAACAAGGUGUGUAAGCUCUUUAUCCAAUCAAUGAUUUAAAUAAAAUAAACCGUUUGCGCAAGCCCCCUAGUAGCUAAGAUGCCACACGUCCUGAGAUUGCUCAACUCAGAGAUUCAGUGCUCUUGCAACCAAAUUAUGGGCCAUAUAAACAUUUUUAAAGAUUUUCUCUUUUUACAAAAAUAGGGGAGAGUUGCCAUCAAUGUUAUGCUUGAUGAAUGUAACAUGGUCAGUAAAUUACUGUACAAUGUGGCUACCAUAGGCAUUUCAGGUUUGUAAAUGUGCAAUUCAGUCCUAUACCACUUCUCAAAGGAAUGGAGCAAUGUGAUAGCCUUUGUGGGAAAUACUUCCUAAAAGAGAGAGCUAGGUAAAAAUCUGUUCCGGAUAUAUAUAUAUAUAUUUUUUGCAAUAAAUAAAAUCAUACAUCACAAAUCAUAAAUCAUACUUUAUUAAAAAGUUAUCUGUCCUUAAAAAGUAUGGUCUGUGGAGCAUAUUCUUGCAGGAAUUGGAUGCUAGAUGAUCAAAAAACAUGAUGUAUGUCUGUAUAAAUGUUACAGCUGUUACAGUUAUGCUAUCUCUGAGUUGUGUGAUACAGGGCUGGGCGUAACCACUGUAUCACGUGGUGAACAGACAGAAACAGAAAAAGAUGACAAUUGGCUAGUUGCCAUUUAUUAAGUCCAAGAACAGAAAAUAACAACGGAAAAUCCCCAUGUGUAAUGGAAAAGAAACAGCUACGUGGUCAUAGGCAUUUAUAAUAAGCGUGCACCAGAUUGGUCCGUCUAGUUGUCUGUUUGCUUUGUAAGUGCUUAACUGGGUGUUAAAAAACAAACAAAAGGAGCUUUCCUCAUCUAUUUGGACAUUACAACAUAUGUUACGGUGAGUUACAAAGUUGCUUGUGCACCAAUGUUUAAGCACAGUCUUUUUCAUGAAUGAGUCCCCAUGCUUCAUAAUCUGAUGAUGUGGCUGGUUUCAUGUUACAACUGGAAUGUGUUUCCUUGAUUAACAUUAGUAUGUGCAGAAAAAAACAAUGCACAUUAUAGGGCUGUGGUGGGGUGGGCGUGGUUUGAGCGUCGGCUGCAGAGAGAGAGUGUGAGAGGAGCGGCUCUCUGAUCCUUCGUCACAACUGUCAGCUGGAGGUAAUCAGCGCCGAUAAUUGUUAAUUGUUUAAUUGCGCUGAUUGCCUCUGAUUGCUUUCAACAGUGAGCCUGGGGUUUUAAAAAGCGAGACCAGAAGCCGGAGGGAGGGACGAGCGCCGGUGACAAGACAGCUACGAAACAUUGGUGUUUGAAUGACUGUCUGAAAAAACCCAAGAGCGUAAAUAAAAAAAAGCACGGAAGUGCUAAGAACGAAA